This is a messenger RNA of Aedes albopictus (Asian tiger mosquito), 8302 nucleotides long. RefSeq lists its product as uncharacterized. Bases 1162 to 7383 code for a protein of 2073 amino acids. Lineage: Eukaryota; Metazoa; Arthropoda; Insecta; Diptera; Culicidae. The record is from RefSeq and is a predicted model, not a curated record. Gene Ontology annotation, molecular function: nucleic acid binding. Gene Ontology annotation, biological process: DNA integration. The transcript is spliced from 2 exons.
AUAAGGUCGAAGGACAAAAGGUCGAAGGACAAAAGGUCGAAUGGACAAAAGGUCGAAUGGACAAAAGGUCGAAUGGACAAAAGGUCGAAUGGACAAAAGGUCGAAUGGACAAAAGGUCGAAUGGACAAAAGGUCGAAUGGGACAGAAGGUCGAAUGGACAUAAGGUCGAAUGGACAAAAGGUCGAAUGGACAAAAGGUCGAAUAGAACAAAAGGUAUAAUUGACAGUAGACAAUUUGGAAGACAUGAUAAAGUGGUCAGUAAAACGACAAUUAGCUUAUACACUCAAACCUCCUGUUAUUCCCGCCACGUCAACAGACGCGUCUAGCCUCAGCGGCCCCACAUCUACAAUACCGUGACCACACCCAUGCGUUCAACAGAGGGAUUGGAAUAGAUAAUAACGAGGAGGAAGGACACAGAUACAGCGAAUGGAGAAAAACAAUUGUAAACAUUCGAGACUAAGCAGAAGCGCUGUGAAGUGAAAGAAUUUAUAUGAAAUUAAGCCUAUGUUCUAUUGUAAACCUACUUAAAUCUAUAUUUGCUAUUAUUAUAAGAAGAUUUCGUACCAGGUACGGCAGUUUGAGAGCUUAUUCUAUACCUAUUUAUGCAGUCAGAUAACGACCUUGAUUAAGACUAAAUGAUGCUUACUUUACUAUGAUUACUUGCAGCUAAUAUAAUUCAUCUAGCUCAAAUAUUAUUAUUGCAGCUAAUACUGCAAGAUUAUUGCUAGAAACUGUUUAUUAAAGUCUAAGGUGAGCAUACGCAAUAUUCAACAUAUAGGUAAAACUCAAACUACCUUAUUUAUACAUCUAGGUGCUAGGCCUUCAGUUAAAAGUGAAUUACUGCUGCAGUUUACUAUACUUUUGUUGCUUAACCCUAAGGUGAGCGUAUCUCUAAUUGCUAUAAAUAGAGCUCAUUAAAAUAUUUUUCUAAAUCUAGGUAUUUAGCCUGAAAUUUGUAAUCCUAUCAGCUUCAAGAAAACUUUAUCGCGGAAACGAAUCAUCAAACGUAAGAAAUACUGUAAUUAUUUGAAACUAUGUUGAUUAAUUAGUUAAUUGAAAUCUCCGCAGGAAUUUGUAAUUUACCUUCAAUCGCCCGAAUAAAUUGACAAAAUCACGAUUCGUUUAUCGCUCGCCAACAUCUUACAAAUUCGUUUGGUCGUGAUGUCUGGCAAGAGAUCCAACUCCGGAUCAGGAAGGAGCUCCGCUAUACCUGUGCUUAUCGGUAGAGGGGAAACGAGAGAGUGCGUGACCAGGUCAGCAGAUGGAUUGACGAGUGGAACAGUUGUAACAACACGUGAAGCAGUGGCAGUAGCUACCGGCGACAACCCCAUUGUUACUGCAAAAGCAACAAUUGCAAAUAAUGCAGCGGUCGUGACGAGCGACGCAAUGGAUGUCCAGCUAGCAGGCGCAACGUGCGCUGCCGCAAAUAUUGCUAAUCGUGAGUACUAUUCACAUAAAGGCGCGGUCUCGAAGCAAACGACUACUGCCGCCAAAUCUAAUCCUAAAUCUUCUAACCAUCGCGCACCUAUUGUGGUCAGGCGUAAUCCGAAGCGUCUCGCGCGGCCUGACCGGUAUAGUCACUGUGAGGUAUGCGCAGAACGAGAUAAUAGUAGAAUGGUGCAGUGUGACCGUUGUGAAAGAUGGUUCCACUUCUGUUGCGUAGAAGUCACCGAAGGAAUCGCUGAUAUUAGCUGGGACUGCCCGCUCUGUCCACCCGACGAACAGGAGGCUACAGUCGAGAACGUUAGAGGGCCCAUCAGUGCUGAAAAACCAACCACGAAGGAGUCCGGCUCCAUGAAAUCUCAUGGGAAGAAAAGCAGUAAACGGAGCGAGCAACGCAAGAUGGAACUAAGACUGCAGAAGCUGGAGGAGCAAAAGCAGUUGGAACAAAAGUUCCUGGAGGAGAAAUACAAGAUCCUGGAAGAGCUGGAUAGUGAUACGGAGACGGACAUUAGUGAUGUUGAGCUAGAAAAGAUGUCAAAAAUUUCUGAAUGGAUUAGGAGUACGGAUCGUGCUGGUGCCAUCGAGGAUUCUGGCGUUGAAGCGGAAGAUCCUCUCGAAAACCCAAAGGUUUCUCAGGGCGCUAUCAGACGAUCAGCAGCGAUCGAAGAUCCAGAGGUAAAUCAGCAACAUCGGGUGUUCGGAGCCCACCGUCAAACAAUGGCAAAAUUUGUUCCCGAGCAACGCUCAACACCACAACCAACAAUCCAAUACUCAGCGAAGCCUAUAAGUGGACAGUUUCCUAUGCGCUCGGCAGGCAUGCCCAGUAUGCCGUCUUCACCCCGACCCGUACUAGCCUCAGGUAUACACCCAACACAAGAACCGGAAUUGAGCCCCGCGGAAGCUACAAUAUUGCUCAACCGCAGCCAGCUUGCUGCACGACAAGCAGUGUCGAAGGAUCUACCUGAGUUCGAUGGGAAUCCUGAGGACUGGCCGCUAUUUAUUUCGAUGUAUACUUCAUCAACUCAGAUGUGUGGAUUUUCGAAUGAUGAAAACAUGUUGCGGCUCCGCAAAUGUCUGAAAGGAAAGGCUUUGGAUGCCGUAAGAUGCCGCUUGCUGCAUCCCUCCAACGUCACUGGUGUACUUGCAACACUGAAAAUGCUCUAUGGUAGGCCGGAAGCGAUUAUACAAUCUGCAAUCAGAAAAAUUCGCUCUUUAUCUCCUCCGGAUAUCGAUCGUUUGGAGAGCUUGGUCAGCUUCGCGUUGACCGUAGAAAAUCUGGUGUCUACAAUUGAAGCUUGUGGAGUUCAAGACUUUGUGUACAACGCGUCAUUGAAGUGCGAGUUAAUAGAUCGAUUACCAUCGACUUUGAAGUUGGAUUGGGCCAAAUACUGCAGAGGCAAUCCAGCUCCAAAUCUUUUGGACCUUAGUACCUGGCUAUAUUCCCUAGCUGAAGACGCAACUGCGGUCAUGCAAACAUCAACCAAUAUUCCACGUGUCAAAGGCAACAAGAAAGACAUGUUUCUCAACAUUCAUUCCGAAACCAAUGACGAUCGCCCCGAAAUUCCAACUUUAACGCCGGACUUCCGAGGCAGUCGCGGAUCGACCAUCGAGUGCUUCGUGUGCAAAGGUUCAUGCCCAUCGCUCGUUAAAUGCAAGCGCUUUGUUGAGCUUAGCUAUGAGUCAAAGUGGGCAACAAUCCGUGAAGCAAAAUUGUGCCGCAAGUGUCUCCGGAAGCAUAAUGGAUUAUGCAGACAACAGUCAGCAUGCGGAAUCAAUGGCUGCACGUAUCUUCAUCAUCCCCUACUUCAUUCUGAGAAAGCAGAAGCGACUAAGAAUAUCCCCCGACAAAGCGAAGCUGCAACAAAUACAAGCUGUAAUAUUCACCAAACGCAGACUAACGAUGUACUGUUUCGGAUCGUACCAGUGAUGCUUCAUGGCCCAUUGAAGUCAAUUCAAACCUACGCCUUCAUCGAUGAAGGGUCUGAACUCACGCUUAUGGAAAAUUCUCUUGCGAAGGAGCUCGGAUUGCACGGAUCCCGAAAGGCACUCUGUUUGAAAUGGACGGGGGAUAUUAGACGAAUAGAGGAUGAGUCUCAGCAAGUGGAAUUGGAUAUUUCGUCAACAGGAAACUCUGCUCAGAUGUAUAAACUGAUGGAUGUUCGCACCGUACAGAACCUGCAACUCCGCCCUCAAACGUUGCACGCACCCGAGCUGCAAGGCCGGUAUCGUCACCUCGCUGGAAUUCCUGUAGAAUCGUACAUCAAUGCAAGCCCACAAAUUCUAAUAGGACUGGACAAUGCGCAGCUUGGUUAUGCGUUCAAGAGCCGAGAAGGAAAGCCGUUCGAACCGAUAGCCGUCAAAACACGCCUUGGGUGGAUUGUUUAUGGGAGCUGUACGUCCAAUCAUCACUCCGAAAAUCACGUUAAUUUUCAUGGUCUGCAAGCAUGUGAGUGCAACGGAGCAACCGAUGACACUCUCCACGCAGCAAUGAAAAGUUAUUUUGUCCUCGACAGUCUUGGCAUUACACAGCCAGUCAAAUUGCCGCUCUCAGUAGAUGAUCAACGCGCCAUGAACAUUCUAGAAUCAGUAACGUGCCUUAGAGAUGGACGCUUUGAGUCGGGGCUCUUGUGGAAGUACGAAAACGUGAGGCUCCCCGAGAGUAAAGUAAUGGCUCUUAGAAGGUGGGAAUGCCUGGAAAGACGAAUGAAGAAAGACGAAAAAUUAUCAGAAGCACUGCACGCGAAAAUGGCCGAGUAUGUUGAAAAGGGGUACGUUCGUAAACUGACCGAGAAGGAACUAAGCAUCCGUCAUGCACGUGAAUGGUAUCUGCCGGUAUUCCCGGUUUACAAUCCAAAUAAACCUGGGAAAUUGAGGUUAGUUUGGGACGCAGCAGCAACGGCCCAAGGAAUCUCUUUGAACGCAGUCUUAUUGAAAGGACCCGAUCUAAACUCGUCCUUACUAUCCAUUCUAAUCCAAUUCCGUGAAUUCCGAGUUGCAGUAUGCGGCGACAUACGAGAAAUGUUCAACCAAGUGCUGAUGAAGGAGGAGGAUCAACAUUGUCAAAGAUUUUAUUGGAAGGAAAACGUGGAAAAGGCAGUACCAGACGUGUAUGUCAUGAGAGUAAUGACCUUUGGCGCUAGUUGUUCGCCAACGACGGCACAAUAUGUUAAAAACAUAAAUGCAAAGCGAUUUGAACACGAAUGUCCAGAAGCAGUCAACGUUAUUGAGAAAAAGCACUAUGUGGACGAUAUGCUUGUCAGCUUCGAAACGGAGGAAGAGGCAGUGGAGGUAACGCAGCAAGUAAAGCGUAUCCACUCAGCGGGGGGCUUCGAAAUGAGGAAUUGGCUAUCAAACUCACCAAAAGUGACGGCGUCUUUGAAGGAAAUAUCGAUCGAAGAGAAGAAUCUUGGCAUCGGAGAAGAAGGUGUAACUGAAAAAGUGUUAGGUCUCUGGUGGAAUACAUCAACGGAUUGCUUCAUUUUCAAAGUGUCAUCACGAUAUGAUCCAGACUUGCUGUCCGGCAAUCGUCGACCGACUAAGCGCGAAGUAUUGCGAACGCUAAUGAUGAUAUACGACCCAUUGGGGCUCAUCGCACAUUUCCUCAUGUACGUUAAGGUUUUGCUCCAAGAAAUUUGGAGGUCAUCGAUUGGGUGGGACAGCGCCAUAGAAGAUCCGCAGUUCGAAAAAUGGCUGUUAUGGCUGAAGGUGUUACCCGAGGUGGCAAACGUUCGUAUUCCUCGAUGUUACCGCAGUGUUGUAUCUUUGGGAGAUGACUGCAACGUCCAAAUGCACACCUUUGUGGAUGCUAGCGAGAACGGCUUUGCAGCGGUCGUCUAUCUCAGAUUCGAACAAGGAGGCACGGUCGAAACAUCGUUCAUCAGUGCAAAAACGAGAGUAGCCCCUUUAAAGUUUCUUUCCAUCCCACGCUCAGAGCUGCAAGCGGGCGUACUUGGAGUUCGUCUGGCAAACAGUGUUGCCCAGUCACUCUCCAUAAAAGUAGCAGAACGCUUUUUCUGGACUGACUCCAGAGACGUUAUUUGCUGGUUAAAUGCUGACCAUCGAAGAUAUAGCCAGUUCGUAGCGUUCCGUGUAAGUGAAAUAAUGGAAACUACUGAAAGGAAGCAGUGGCGAUGGGUUCCAACAAAAUUUAAUGUGGCCGACGAAGGUACCAAAUGGGCACGUUAUCCAGAUCUCAAUGCUGGAAGUCGUUGGUUCCAGGGACCAAACUUCCUCUUACGUGCAAAGGAACAGUGGCCCUCUGUUCAAGUGAAUGGUUCAACGGAUACUGAGCUUCGUGCGCAUUUGCUGACUCACACCAGCACAACAGAAUCAAUUGUGGUACCAGAAAACUUCUCCAAAUGGACAACUAUGGUACGCAGUACAGCAUACGUUUUUCGCUACAUAAGUAACUCGAAGCAGAUGAUCAAAGCCAAGCCUCGUACUUGCGGUCCGCUAUCACAGCAAGAGUUAGCAAGAGCCGAGAGUUAUCUCUAUCGUUCCGCUCAGACUAUGGAAUACGUUGAAGAACUGACAAUUCUCGUCAACAAUCGCUCAAAACAGACAGAGAAAAAGCAAAUCCCGAAGAGCAGUGCAAUCGCCUAUCUCUGUCCAUUUCUUGAUGAAAACGAUGUGUUAAGAGUGCGUGGACGAACCGGCGCUUGCCCGAUGAUCAAUUUCGAUGCUGCUAACCCUAUAAUCCUUCCCAAGAAUCACUACAUCACCUGUCUGAUAGUACUUCAUUAUCAUCGCCAAUAUCAUCAUCAAAACCAUAAUACCGUACUCAAUGAAAUUCGGCAACGGUACAGGAUUGCUCGUCUCAAGUCAGUCUAUAAUACAAUUCGGAAACGGUGUCAAGAGUGCAAGAACAAUAACGCGACUCCACAACCCCCAGCCAUGAGUGAUCUGCCUCCAGCGCGUCUAGCCGCCUACUCUCGUCCAUUCACGCACAUGGGUGUUGAUUAUUUUGGACCAGUCACGAUAUCGAUUGGACGAAGAACGGAGAAACGAUGGGUGUUGAUAGCAACUUGCUUGACCGUCCGUGCAGUUCACUUACAAAUUGCCCACACACUCAGUACCGAUUCUUGUAUCUCAGCGCUUCGCAAUGUAAUGGCCAGAAGAGGUAUACCGGCAGUGAUAUACAGCGACCAAGGCACUAAUUUUCGAGGCGCUAACCGAGAGCUGAAAGUAGCCGUGGAGUAUCUAGAUAAAAAUCGUUUAAUGACCGAGUUCACCACUCCUCAUACCAGGUGGAGUUUCAAUCCACCGGCCGCCCCACAUAUGGGAGGGGCGUGGGAACGCCUGAUUCGAACGGUCAAGCAAAACCUCAGCAAGUUACUCCCAAGCAAUACCCCUACCCUUGAAGUUUUCGAAAAUGUGUUGAUCGAAGUGGAGAAUGUCGUCAACUCGCGACCACUGACUGGCAUUCCUUUAGAUGACGAUGAAUCUCCGGUUCUUACUCCAAACCACUUCUUGGUAGGUUCAUCCAAUGGGUUAAAACCAUGGGUACCAUUUGAUGACAGUUCCAAGGCACUCAGAAAUUGCUGGCAACUAUCGCAAACAUUGGCUAACCAGUUCUGGAAGCAAUGGCUUCGAGACUAUCUACCAACGAUUACUCGCCGGACUAAGUGGCUUGUGCCCGCCAAACCAAUCGAAGUAGGGGACAUCGUUAUCAUCGUAGAUCCGAGUUUUCCGAGAAAUUGUUGGCCAAAAGGCCGUGUGAUUGCCACGAGACCAGGAGCUGAUGGCCAGGUAAGGUGGGCCACCGUGCAGACUACCAGUGGCAUCUACGAGCGCCCAGCGGUGAGACUCGCCGUGCUUGACGUUGGCGUUCGUAAGGAUACACCUCAUCAAGAUCAUCGGCGUAUUCCGGGGGGGAGUGUUAUUCCCGCCACGUCAACAGACACGUCUAGCCCCAGCGGCCCCACAUCUACAAUACCGUGACCACACCCAUGCGUUCAACAGAGGGAUUGGAAUAGAUAAUAACGAGGAGGAAGGACACAGAUACAGCGAAUGGAGAAAAACAAUUGUAAACAUUCGAGACUAAGCAGAAGCGCUGUGAAGUGAAAGAAUUUAUAUGAAAUUAAGCCUAUGUUCUAUUGUAAACCUACUUAAAUCUAUAUUUGCUAUUAUUAUAAGAAGAUUUCGUACCAGGUACGGCAGUUUGAGAGCUUAUUCUAUACCUAUUUAUGCAGUCAGAUAACGACCUUGAUUAAGACUAAAUGAUGCUUACUUUACUAUGAUUACUUGCAGCUAAUAUAAUUCAUCUAGCUCAAAUAUUAUUAUUGCAGCUAAUACUGCAAGAUUAUUGCUAGAAACUGUUUAUUAAAGUCUAAGGUGAGCAUACGCAAUAUUCAACAUAUAGGUAAAACUCAAACUACCUUAUUUAUACAUCUAGGUGCUAGGCCUUCAGUUAAAAGUGAAUUACUGCUGCAGUUUACUAUACUUUUGUUGCUUAACCCUAAGGUGAGCGUAUCUCUAAUUGCUAUAAAUAGAGCUCAUUAAAAUAUUUUUCUAAAUCUAGGUAUUUAGCCUGAAAUUUGUAAUCCUAUCAGCUUCAAGAAAACUUUAUCGCGGAAACGAAUCAUCAAACGUAAGAAAUACUGUAAUUAUUUGAAACUAUGUUGAUUAAUUAGUUAAUUGAAAUCUCCGCAGGAAUUUGUAAUUUACCUUCAAUCGCCCGAAUAAAUUGACAAAAUCACGAUUCGUUUAUCGCUCGCCAACACCUCCAUUUAGGUAGGAUCCAUUUAGGUAAAAUCUAUUUAGGUCCCUCCAUUUAGGUAACGUUACCUAAAUGGAAUUUGAUUGUGUUCAGAUCAGUUGGAGUACUUAAGAUUAGGUUUAAGGUUGGUUUACGGGAAAG